GAUUAUGAUUCUCUUGUGGAUUUGGGAAACAAGGGCAAACAAUUUAAUAUUGAGUUUCUUGUUAUCUCUAUCUAUAGAUUUUUUGGAUUUCCAACUAGCUAUCUUAGGUAUGGUCUUGUCAUAUUUGAAAAAGAAUCUAUUGAUUAUGCCAAAACAUAUAAAGAUAUGAAAUUGCAAGAUAAAGUUAGUAAUUAUUUUGAUAAAAAGCCUGUAACAGAAUAUAUUCAUAUUAUAGUAGAAUCCAUUAGUUAG
This is a messenger RNA of Scutellospora calospora, 252 nucleotides long. The record is from the annotation of a GenBank genome assembly. Lineage: Eukaryota; Fungi; Glomeromycota; Glomeromycetes; Diversisporales; Gigasporaceae.